AUGUCCUUCUCCUCACUUGUACAAGACAUCGCAUUCCGCGACCCCUCGCAACAGAAUCCUCGUGCCAGCGGCAGCACCAUAAACAGCAACACCGAUGCCCAAUCCACCAUCUCGCGCAGGUCGCAAGCUCGGUCAUAUCAAUCUACUGCUGCCACGAGCGUGAGCAUCGCAGGCGACAUCUCGAGUCAAUUGCACGCCGGAUACAGUCAUCCGCUGUCAAGAGCAUGGCAAGCUGAGAGACAGUUAACCAAGUCAAUGCUCAUAUACCCUCUUUUCGUCACUGACAACCCUAACGAAGUCACUCCGAUCCCCUCCCUACCGAAUCAAAACCGCCUCGGCCUGAACAAACUCGUCUCAUUCCUCACCCCUCUUGUACAAAAGGGCCUCCGCUCCGUUAUUCUCUUCGGCGUGCCCCUCGCACCCACCGCAAAAGAUGCACUCGGCACCGCCGCCGACGACCCGGAAGGGCCAGUCAUUCAAGCAAUCCAGCUCCUCCGCCGAAACUUCCCACAACUCUUCAUCGUCGCGGACGUCUGUCUCUGCGAAUACACGUCACACGGGCACUGCGGCAUCCUGCGCGACGACGGCAGCCUCAACAACGCCAUGUCGGUGGAGCGGAUUUCCGACGUCGCCAUGGCCUACGCCCAAGCCGGCGCACAUUGCGUCGCCCCCUCUGACAUGAACGACGGCCGCAUCCGCGCCAUCAAGCUGAAACUCAUCGAGGCCGGCCUCUCCCACCAGGUCAACCUGAUGAGCUAUGCCGCCAAAUUCUCCGGCGCCCUGUACGGGCCCUUCCGCGACGCGGCAGGCUCGUGUCCCAGCUUCGGCGACCGGAAAUGCUACCAGUUGCCUCCCGGAGGACGCGGUCUCGCGAGACGGGCCAUCGUUCGAGAUAUCCAGGAAGGUGCGGACAUCAUCAUGGUCAAGCCCGCGAGCUCAUACCUGGACAUCAUCUCCGAUGCGAAGGAGCUCGCCAAGGAUAUGCCCGUCGCGGCGUAUCAGGUGUCCGGCGAAUAUGCGAUGCUUCACGCGGCAGCCAAGGCCGGUGUGUUCGACUUGAAAACCAUGGCUUUCGAGAGCACCGAGGGGAUUCUGCGCGCUGGUGCUGGCAUCGUCAUCAGCUACUUCACACCUGAUUUCCUCGACUGGUUGAGCGCAUAG
Molecule: messenger RNA, 1161 nt
Organism: Exophiala bonariae
Lineage: Eukaryota; Fungi; Ascomycota; Eurotiomycetes; Chaetothyriales; Herpotrichiellaceae
Gene: HEM2
Product: Aminolevulinate dehydratase
Exons: 2
Coding region: 1-1161 (386 amino acids)
Biological process (GO): heme biosynthetic process
Cellular component (GO): cytosol
Molecular function (GO): porphobilinogen synthase activity; zinc ion binding
Source: RefSeq, a predicted model, not a curated record